Messenger RNA from Nematocida major, 2673 nucleotides. RefSeq lists its product as uncharacterized. The record is from RefSeq and is a predicted model, not a curated record. Bases 1 to 2673 code for a protein of 890 amino acids. The transcript has a single exon. NCBI's taxonomy places the organism in Eukaryota, Fungi, Microsporidia.
AUGGCUAAUUCUCGUAUCACAACUACCCUGCUCGUGCACGCAAAGUUUUAUGCACUUAUGCUUGCAGCGCUGGCGCACUGCGCGUACGCGCGAGUGUCGUUUAACGAGGUUAUAGAGAUGCAAAGCACUGAAAUAGGAGAGAGUAACGCCUUCAUAAACCCAAGGGGGCCGCCCUGCCUGCUGCGCGGGUUCGUGUACUCCGAACUGGCGUACACGCACAACAAGCGCUUCUUUGCUCCUGAAAUAGAAACCGACUACAAAGUGGAGCCCGUUGGGGACGAUGAAACCACAGAAGAGCACAAAUACACAAGAAACGCGCAGAAGGACAAGCUCUAUCCGUCUGCAGAGGGGUCCGCUUUGGGCUCCAAGCCUGCUGGCAAAAACUACACUGUGACGUACCACCGCACCCUCAUCGAGAUGUUUCCGUCUGUCGACGGGCACACCCUGUCGGUCGCUGUUGCCCGAGAGGACUCCUUCUUCCAGUUUCUGCAGAGAAUGCCCACCAAGAAGCAUGUGCACUACGUGCUGGCUGCGCUUCUACUGCUGAGCGAGGGCGUGGACGUGCCCAUCAAGGCCACGCAGAAAACAAUCACACUGGAGAUAGGCAGCAUAGCAUUUGAGACAGGCCGGUGCAAAAAGGCCGCACAGGUCAUAAACUUCUUCAAAGACAAUAAAGGCAAAGGAAAGCUGCCGUGCACGCAGAACGACUUCUGCACCGGCGAAUUUCUAAACACGCCGCAGUUCCUCAUCCAGGCGUACGUCUUUGAGUACAUCACGAGCAAGAGCGACGCCCUGGACUUCGCAGCGUGCAUGCACAGCAUCCUCAAAAGCCUGCCGGAAGACAGCUGCAAAGAUCUAUACAGCGCGUGCUUUGUGGAGAGCAAGGCGGAGGCCGAGGAAGACGAGCUUCUACGCCAGCUUAGGAUGGUUCAAGAAAGAAUGAAGAUUCUGGACUCGUUUCCGUUCGCCAGCCCAAGCAUGCUGCCGGCGUACACAAGCGUGCAUGCCUUCCAGAGGAGCAGCUCCGAGUUUUUGAAGGAAACAUUCAGCAACUGCGUGGAGACAGGCCUGCUUGCGCUCUUCUGCUGCCUUGCACACGACCCAGCCCAGAAAAAGUACGACGUAGGCGCCAUGCUCGGCAAGAAAAAAGAGGGUGAUAAAACAGAGGCCCUGCGCACUUUCUUCCAGUUGAAGGGCGUCACCCCAGAGGUGUGCGCCACCAAAAAAACGAUGCAGGAGUGGAACCGCGUUGUGUCUGACCUGCAGAGCGAGCACAUCGCAUAUGUAAGGCCCAGCCGAAACGAGGUGCGCUCCGGAAUUUCUAAUGUUCUUUACGUUGUGACAGAAAUAACAGGCAAACGAAAGGAGGAAGAGCCAAGGAUACGCAAGCUUGCGCAGAUGCUAGAAGACUCUGAGAUUGGCAAAGCCUCUGAGGACGUGUUUGAAAAAACACAGGAGUACGUGGCAGAGCUUUUCGCAUCGCUCUCUGUGGAUAAGAGCUUAAAAGUCGAAUUCUCCGGCUUGAAGGUCGGCGCCCGGGGCGACGGGCAGAAAGACCUCUACGGGGACAUCACCCUGAAGUACACAGACAAGGACAGCGUGAUACAGCAGGGCAUAUGCAUUGCUUUUAGGCCCGGACACCUUACGGUUACUUUGUGCGCGUGGACUUUUCUUUCUUCUGCGAGUGGUAGAAAGGAGGCCUUCUUUGCGGUGGACGGCUGUUCAGAGCCCAAGACCUUUGCCGAGUGUCUGUUUGCCGGCUACGCGGACGCAUGGAGGGCCAGAGGCACGAACCUGCAAGAAGAAGACAAGCUUUCCGAAUACAUACGGGAGCCCACAACCUCACUGGUUUCCCCCGGGGCCUCGGCGCACCCAAACCAGCUUUUCUUGCUCGGGAGCGCCUUGAGAAGCAAACAGAUAAAAGAUAUCGCCGAGCACUUCAUCCUGCAUGCAGCAGCAAAAGGCAUCGAGCUCGCCCAGGAGCAUCUGGGCGUGCGCCUCCUUUCGAACCUGCUCGGCAGCCUUCCGCUGGAUGACCAUGCAACGCAAAUGGAUGGGAUGCAGCACAUAGUCUCUCUGAGCUUGCUGGGCAAGCUAUUUCCAAGAAUCGCCCUGUCAAAGACAAGAACUUCUAUAAUCUAUAAAAACACAUCCGCUAUCACCAAAAUAGGGAGAUACACCGGAGACAACUGCACGCCCGCAGCAAACGCCAUCUUAAAAUACUUUAGAGAGUACAAAGAGCAGGUGCGCGUGCCUCUUUUCCGGUUCUACGCUUUGGAAAACUUUCCUAUCAUCUCUAGAAUGUUUCCCAUUUUGCUUGCAGACAAGUCAACGCGCUACACAGACGAAAUUGGCGCGCUUAUUAUAGAUGUGAAGGAGAAAGACCGGGAGAAGGCACUGGAUGCCAAGGCGCUCUUUGACCUUCUCCUGUUCCUCGCCAGCUUGAAACACAAUGGCACCCCGCCCGAGCUGGUGCUUGCUCUGGGCAGCAGGCUUGAGCCAAGGUCGAUCCAGGCAUGCAAAAAAGCCAAAUGCAUGACUCUUGUCAGCAGACAAACAGCCCCUGCGAUUCUGGAGGGUCUGAACGCCCACCAGAGCGCCCUGCAGAAGACGUCCAGCGGAGCAGAGAUGUUCAGAGACGUGGUGGACAUACUCCAGUCCAAAAUAGACUAG